GAUUAUAUGGUGAAUGUAACAGAGGAAUUUCUGGAGUUCAUUGCGGACGGAGCUCUUGCUAUUGAGGUCUGGGGUCACAGAUGUGCUGGAAACGGAACCUCCAUAUGGGAGGUAGAUUCUCUUCGUGCAAAAUCUAGGACCUUGAGAGACAGGUGGAAUGAAGUAACACGUCGAAUAGAAAUGUGGGUUUCAAUUCAAGAACUAAAUGAAAUUGGUGAUUAUGCAGCUGUGGAGCUUCACCAGGCAAAAGAUGUAAACACAGGAGGAAUUUUCCAACUUAGACAGGGUCAUUCUCGUAGAGUUCAGGUGGUAGUUAAACCAGUGCAACACUCGGGAACAUUGCCACUUAUGGUUGAAGCUAUUCUGUCCGUUUCCAUUGGCUGUGUGACUGCCAGAUCAACCAAACUGCAACGGGGCUUAGACAGUUACCAG
This is a messenger RNA of Protobothrops mucrosquamatus (brown spotted pit viper), 432 nucleotides long. RefSeq names its product kinesin-like protein KIF13A. The transcript has 3 exons. The annotation marks the transcript as partial. NCBI's taxonomy places the organism in Eukaryota, Metazoa, Chordata, Lepidosauria, Squamata, Viperidae. The record is from RefSeq and is a predicted model, not a curated record.